Messenger RNA from Tricharina praecox, 1499 nucleotides. RefSeq names its product Elongator complex protein 4. The transcript has 2 exons. The record is from RefSeq and is a predicted model, not a curated record. NCBI's taxonomy places the organism in Eukaryota, Fungi, Ascomycota, Pezizomycetes, Pezizales, Pyronemataceae. Bases 79 to 1284 code for a protein of 401 amino acids. Gene Ontology annotation, cellular component: transcription elongation factor complex; cytoplasm; elongator holoenzyme complex. Gene Ontology annotation, biological process: tRNA wobble uridine modification.
AACCAGAGCCUCAACCCCACCACCCCACCAACCUCGCGCGUCACCUACGUCAACUUAACCACGAUACACCCAUCCACGAUGGCCAGCUUCCGCAAGCGCAACGUAAUAGUCAACGCGCGCGGUCCGCCAGGCACCGCCGCUUCUACAGCCUCCUCUUCCCCCUCUCCACCGCCCGCACAAAAACCUGACCCACCAGUCCCGGGUAUCCGUCCGUCACCCAUAAAUGGCCAACCCACCACUUCAACGGGCACACCAAGCCUCGACUCCCUCCUUGCUGGCCACGCCGGGCUUCCCCUUGGCUGCUCGUUCCUCAUAGAAGAGCCAGGAACAACUGACUACGGCGGCGCACUGCUACGGUACUAUGCGGCGGAGGGCAUUGUGCAAGGACACGCAGUCACUGUCGUGGGUUUUGGAGAGCAGUGGGUGCGGGACCUUCCCGCCCUAGUGGGUGAUGCUGAGGGCAGCGGGAAGCGGAAGGAUUCGGGGGGCUCAGAGAGAAUGAAGAUUGCCUGGCGGUACGAGCGGUUGGGAGAGUUUGGAAGUGGGAUUGGUGGCAGUCGUGCGCAAUCCCACACACCGACGCGCACGCCCGUCGCAUCUACCACAUCCACCCCGUUCUGCCACACCUUCGAUCUCACAAAGCGGCUGGCAAUCCCACCCAGCGCAUCCCUCAAGUUCCUCCCUGCUCCCACAGCCUCUACCGCCCCCUACUCCACACUCCUCGCUCAGCUCUCAACACACCUCGCCAGCACCCCCUCCACAACCCCCCACCGCGUCCUCAUUCCUUCUCUCCUUAACCCUGCCUUGUAUUCACCGCAUGCCUGCGCCCCACAGCACCUUCUCCAAUUCCUACACUCCCUCCGCGCGCUGCUUCGCGAGUACCCGCGGCAACUAACCGUGAUGAUAUCGCUUCCUACCGAGUUGUACCCACGGGCCACGGCACUGAUCCGGUGGGCUGAGAUUCUCUCGGACGGGGUGAUAGAGCUCCUUCCCUUGCCGCGUCGCACAGCAUCAAAGGCGCAAGGGAAGCAGGAGGAGCCUCAAGGACUGGUGAAGCUGUGGAAGCUUCCCGUUCUUGGGGAGAAAGGUGGUGGUGUCGGUGCCGCACUCGGUGCGGGCGAGGAUUUGGCGUUUUUGGUCACUAGGAGGAGGUUUGAGAUCAUGGCGUAUUCGUUACCGCCGGCGGAUGAGGAUGAGGAGGAGGCUGGGCCUGGGGCGGCGGUGGGAGCGGGAGGGCAUGGCCAUGGCCAUGGGAAGGCCACGAAGGUGGAUUUAGAGUUUUAGACGCGAGUGUGCCGUGGAUAUCAAUUCUGUUCCGUGCCUAUAUUGUACUUAGAAUUCUAAAGCUCAUGGAGGCUGCCAAUUAUAACUAAGCCAGUCGAAACAAUCAUCACUGAAAUUAAUGGAUCACUCGACUCUUGUCCUCAGUAUUCGCAGGUCAUCGCCCGGUGCUGUUUCCAGGGCCAAAAGCUUCCCGCAAAGCCGUGGAAGCAGAAGCC